AUGGAUUUGUCGCUGCCCAAAGUGCUCUGCAUCUGCUUCAUUGUCAGUUUCUUCCGCUUCCAAAAGACCGCCUGCAAUCUUCUGUGUCUCUACAGUGUGCGGUACGACGCGGUCGCAAAAAGAUUCUCUCAAGGCAAACAGUGGCUUGUAUACUGUUUUUACGCCAUCAAUUUGUUUUCUAUUAUUGGUAUUUUGACUUUCCACAUAUACAGUAAGCUUAUCUACAUCGUGCCCUUCCUCUAUUACGUUCAGCACAAGAAGGCGAUGCUCAAAACUCUCAACGAGAUAACUGAGGUGCACCUGGAGCUGCAGUCCCUCCUGGGUCGCCUGUUCUGUGUGGAGGUGAAGCGGGCCGUCCUCUGCUCUUAUAUAGUAGUCUUCGAAAUUCUUAGUGUGGCCUGCUGGCAACUGGCUAACUUUGAUUAUGAUGAGACUUUAUUUGCAACUGGCUAUUUUUUGUUUUGGCUUCUUCAGCCGCUGCUGCAAAUGAACAGCUACGUUUGGUUGCUAGCCGUCUAUAUGACCAUGCACCAGGUACUAUCUGCCCCCAAACUGACCAGCAGGGAGCGGUGGAAGAUGGCGAAAUCAUUACUGAAAAUCCAUCGGAAAUUGGGAUCUAUUCAGAGGGAUGUAGCCUCAUAUUUCAGUGUGUACCUUAUGUCGGUGAUGGUAACCCUUUGGGAGAUCUAUGCCAGGAUACUGAUCUUCGAAGCCGGUAUCAGCGCGGAGGUCAAUAGUCUCAUACUAAUGAACCUAAAAUUUUGGCAGAUCAAGUUCCUGGCCCUCACACUCCUUCUGAUCGCUACUUUGCUUUUUCUGAUGAAAGACUUCAAGUCCGAGCGGGAUAAUUUCGUGAAAGAGUUGGGAUCCUCCGGGUUGUUGAUCCAAAGAAUCGGAGACUUCAGGAAGCGCAAAGUUUCUAGAAUGCGCUAUAAACAGACUCUGGACGUGGUCGAUUUGUUGGUAAGCAUCUCGUCAAAUACAAGAAUAAGCAAAACACUAAUAAAAGACCCCUUAGCUGCGUACUGGAAAUGGGCCCAAAGAUCUGCUCUGUCCAAAUAUACCCAUCAUGGAACUUCGAAUCGAUGAUCGUACGUUAUUCGUCUCGGAAACACCGGCAUUCGUUUAUUACCUCGGCCUUCUGGGCCUUAUUGGUUUCCUUAUACCUUUCGGGGCUAUGUCGAACGGAUUUCACUUAUCGUUGGACGAUUCGUCUCAAAUGGCGUACUCUUGCGACAUAACAAAUUAUACAAGGCCGCAGUCCGUGGUGCUGAGCCGUGCAUUAGGCGAAU
Molecule: messenger RNA, 1292 nt
Organism: Drosophila ananassae
Lineage: Eukaryota; Metazoa; Arthropoda; Insecta; Diptera; Drosophilidae
Gene: Grl62c
Exons: 1
Coding region: 1-1089 (362 amino acids)
Source: RefSeq, a predicted model, not a curated record